GACUGUUUGAGUUAUUGAGAGAGAUGCACGUGCGGGGUCCUUUUCAUUCCCCUUCAGGAUUCCUUUAAAAGAAAAAGGAAAAACAAUAACAGAGAGAGAACAGAAGAGGAACAUGUCUGAAUUCUGAAACCUGAUUCAUUGUUUGUUAUUGGUUAUUACAAUAAAAAGAACAAAUGGGAGAAGGAAGAGAAGGAGAUUGGGAGUGCAGUGGAUGCAAUAACAGAAACUACGCCUUUAGAUCAUUUUGCAACAGAUGUAAACAGCCUCGUCUCCUUGUAGACAUUAAGACUCCUGCUGACUCUAAGUGGCUUCCUCGUAUCGGCGAUUGGAUCUGCACCGGUUGCACUAACAACAAUUAUGCAUCAAGAGAAAAGUGCAAAAAAUGUGGUCAACCAAAGGAGAUAGCAGCAAUGCCGGCAAUUGCGGUGCCUGGAGCUUCUCUCCUAUCUUAUUCACAUUAUUUUGCCAGGGCCCCAGGAGGAGGACCACAACAAAAGAUGAAUAAUGGAUUACCACAGCAGUCGCUCCCUUUCGGUUCAACCUGGCCUGCAGGAGGAGCUGCUGAUAAGUAUGGGGUUCAGUCAGUUUCUUCUUGGACUUUAGGUGGAAAUCAGACUUCCGGACCUCCAUAUGCUAAUCAGCCUCUUCCAGUUCCAAAAGGAUGGCGGAAUGGUGACUGGAUGUGUAAUUGCGGCUUCCAUAAUUACUCUUCACGUGCACAGUGUAAAAAUUGCAAUGCUUCUGUACCACCAGCACUUGGAACAAAGCGACUGGCAUCGGAAGAUUUUGCUCAGGACUGGGAGAACAAGAGAUUGAAUUCAGGACAUAAUAUGCAGAUAAAUGGACAUCAACAAACAUAUCCGGGGUUUGAUCAUUUGGUAGGGACCAAUGGGGAUCUAAGACCAGGGAUAUAUACUCCCCAUCCCAGUGUUGGCUCUGGCAUCGCUCCAAAUUGGCAAGCAUCAGUGCAGUUUCCACAUCAAAUUACAACGCCUGCACUCCUUGGGAAAGGAGCAAAGCAGUGGCGUAAUGGAGAUUGGAUGUGCACAAAUUGCAGCAAUCAUAAUUAUGCUUCUCGAUCACAGUGCAAUAGGUGUAAGACACAGAGAGAGACUGUUGUGCAACCAAUUUCCCAGCCAGUCACUGCUGUGUAGCUGUGAGUUGGGGGCUUUCAAUUGUUGUUAGCUUCUAUUGCCCCUUGCUGAGGUUCUUUCUCCAUUUUUCCACAAUGUAUUAUUUUGAAAAAUGGGAUUAUUUGACACCCAUUUCAUCCCAUAGAUUAAUCCCUUUAGAUUUUAGCGAAUGUUGGGACAUGGAAUUUCAAAGAAUGUAUUGCCAGCUUGAUAGUUUUCUUUUGAUAGCAAAUAGAGUUGAUGCUUGUAUCAUAUCUUUUCAAAAGUAUAUCCCUUGCUAUGCUAAUACAGUUUUGUCUUGAUCAGUAUAUCAAUUUAUUUUGGUCAGUUAUUUGGAUUA
Molecule: messenger RNA, 1473 nt
Organism: Ricinus communis (castor bean)
Lineage: Eukaryota; Viridiplantae; Streptophyta; Magnoliopsida; Malpighiales; Euphorbiaceae
Exons: 7
Coding region: 174-1154 (326 amino acids)
Cellular component (GO): cytoplasm
Molecular function (GO): mRNA binding
Source: RefSeq, a predicted model, not a curated record